AUGCCUCUCUGCGAAGUCUGCCAGCGUAUUGAUAUCCGGAGCCUCGUGUUGGCAUAUCACGAAUGGGUGCGUAACACGAGCAAUGAAUACACGACUAGCGGUGAUGAACAUAUAUUUACAAGCCCAAACACGCAGCCACAUCAUGCUAGCUUUGAAGAACUCCGAGAUGCAGCCAUUGACGGUUGCGAAUUUUGUCGCUUAGUUUGGGGAUGUGAUGAUUUUGAGGUCGAAACCCUUCCAUUCCUGUGCAGUUCACCUCAAUGGCCUAGAAGAUGGGAAAAUGGACCUGUUUUUCUUGUCGUUGACUCGAAGUUCAGUUCGAAACUCGUUCUGUAUGUCGUGGUUGACCCUGGACAUCUUAGAUAUGUUCCAAGAAGACUUGAGAUAUGCACUUUAAAAGGUGAAGAAAUGCCGCUAGAAGACAAAAGUCUUCUGAACCAGUUGGUUCAGGAUGAGACACCACAAUACCUGGGCUCUGACGUGUGUCUGUCUGUUGGUACCCGGUGGCUUGAAAAAUGCCUUCACGAACAUUUCGAGUGUAGGGCUAAGCAAAGCCUACAGAGAAUCCUUCCAAAACGGGUGCUAGACGUCGGAGAAUCAUCUACAGACCCCCGAUUGUAUCUGAGUUCUGAGAAUGAAAUCGGAAAUUGGGUUGCUUUGAGUUAUGUCUGGGGCGGCGAUUCUGAUUUCAAGCUGACGGAGAGGUCAAUGUCAGACUUCCAAACAGGCCUUCCCUCAUCGAGCUUCCCUUCGACCCUUCGUGACGCUGUUCUUGUUACAAGAGCUUUAGGGCUUAAAUACUUAUGGAUAGACGCUUUGUGUAUUCUUCAAGACAGCGAAAGGGAUUGGGAGAUACAAGCUUCUUUGAUGGGCGAUAUAUACAAGAAUGCUAUCCUGACAAUCGCAGCAACAAGUACAAGUUGUGUGUCUUCAGGGUUUCUAAAUAAAAGAGAGACCGGUUGGAACUGCACCCUACCUUGGCGCCAUCCAGAUUUUGGGGAAACUGCAAAAUCUCCAAUAGUCGUGCGCCAUCCUCGCAAUGAUGAAUCCCGUAUAUCGCGAUCUCUUCGGGCAAAGCGCGGUUGGACUUUUCAGGAACACCUGUUAUCAACACGGAUCUUAUUAUACUCAUCAAGACAAAUGCAAUGGCAGUGCUCUCAACUGGCAGCUAAGGAAGCUAGCCCAGAUCGUCAAACUUUUGAAUAUUUCCAGGAACUCUUCAAAAGUCUCAAAAAUUUGAUAACAGAAACAGAGAGUCAGACAGUCACUAUCGCACAAAAUCCCUGA
Messenger RNA from Glarea lozoyensis ATCC 20868, 1287 nucleotides. RefSeq lists its product as uncharacterized. The record is from RefSeq and is a predicted model, not a curated record. The transcript is spliced from 2 exons. The coding region runs from base 1 to 1287 and encodes 428 amino acids. Lineage: Eukaryota; Fungi; Ascomycota; Leotiomycetes; Helotiales; Helotiaceae.